AUGACGGCGGCCGAUGAUGCAGCUGUCUUGGCGAAAGUGGAGUCCGAGCUGAAGUACCAGAUGGACGAAGCUGGGGUUCCGUUGCCUGGUUUCGAUUGCGUCCGCGUCUUCGCUGGCAUCGAUGAGACGAAGGCCGAGGUGCGCCAGGCUCUCAAAGUUGAACUCCCACUGGACUACUCUGCUGACGCUGAGUCCCGGCGAAACAUGGCCCUCUUGCUUGCAGUGUGGGACGCUUGCCGCCUGCACCUUGCUGUGCAAGAGAAGAACAAGACAGAUGCGAAGUUGGGAGUUCAGGCACGAAAUGUUCCAUCUACGGAGCAUGCAGCAAUGCGCAUGGCCGUUGAGAAACUCUAUGGCAAGCUAAAGGACAAGGAACUUCCCAGCAAGACGUUCUUGGCCCAGGAGCUCGAGCAAGUUGAAGAGAAUGCUCCGCAGGCCGAAGACCUGCGCGAUGUGACGAGCCUGGAAGAUGCUGAAAUGGAGGCUUACAAUGCCUUGAUCGACCCAUCCACCUUCACGCUGCGCAUUAAGCCGGGCCGUACCACCACUACUCCGCCAGGAACUGAGAAUGCGGCGUCGUCGGCUUGGAUUCGCGUGGGAGAUGGUGAAGAGCCUGGUCUCGGUCUUGGUUGCCUGACCGCUGUGUGGAUGCCUUUCGGGAGCUGUCGGACCACGUGCUUGGCUCACAUGUUGCUGGGCUCCGUGCCCCCGGCGGUCAUGCGUGAUCAAGCGGGCUUGCAAUGCGGCUCUGUUGUGCCCUUCACCUUGGCAGGGUCUGAGCGAGCCAGUAGUGUGGAGCCUAUGUCCCUGGCCAUGCCUGCGCCGGAGACGUGGUGGCAGCGCGGCGGUGGCAAAGGCAAGGGAAAGGGCAAGGCCAGCCAGGCCAAGAAGAUCAUCGGCAAGUCCUAUCGGGGGGAUGCAGUCACGGGUCUGGCCGCCGAGAACCUGUCCUGGGAGCCAGCCCUCAGUGUUAGCGAUAGCGACAGUGACAGCCACACUGUGCCAGUCUGCGCUAGCGUGCAAGCGUGUAAAUAUGAAGGCAUCAUGGCUUUGCAGUCGGCAGAGUUUGAAGACAAGGAUGCUGCGUUGCGUUUUCAUGGGGCCACGGAUGUGCAAAGCAAGCCUCUUUGCCCAAUGGAAGCGGAUCAUGACUCUGGAGCUGCAGCGCUUGGUGACGGACUCCGUGGCUAUGGGGCACCUCUUGUUUCUAGCAUGUUGGGAAAAAGGCGUGACUACACUGACGGUUUUGGUCUGUGUUCUCCCGGGCGAUGGCAGCCCAGCAUGAGGCGUUGCGCAGACGACACUCCGUCUCUGGCCUUUGCAGAAGCGCUUGGUGUGGAAUUGCUGAAGCUACUCAAUAGCAAGCUGAACAUUCGCGAGCUCAUGUUUAAGUUGGCGGCAGGCAAGGUGACUGCUUGUCCUUUCGAUGCUGAGCUUAUCGAAGAUGGUCGCGAGCUAAUUUUCAAGGCGCUUGAGUAUGUAGGUACACAGCUUCCUGUGCGUGUGCAACCUGACGGGCAACCGUUCUUCUUGGCUGCAGUAGAAGAGGUCUUGCGUAUCUCUGGCGACCCUGAUUUCAGUGCCUUCUACUCUGGGCCUGAUUCGUUUGCUAAAGGGGUCCGACUGGGCGUAGGGGUUGAGACGCCGCGAGUACCAGCUGUCUUCGAAGAGAAGACUCGUUUUCGCAAAUAUGGCGAGGAUGCUGAUUGGGAGGACACCGUCCGCGAGAACUACUUGUCUGCGAAGGACCAUGCUGACAUUGCCCAGACGCAGUGUCAAGAAGAGGCUAAGUUGGGCGCGAUGGUGGAGCUACCGCUUAGCGAAGCGCGUGAGCGCUUUGGAGACAGGUUGGUGCUUGCCUCUCUGGGAGCCAUCGAGAAGAAGGAUGGCACCUACCGCGUGAUCCAUGAUGGAACGCACGGAGUUGGUGUAAACUCCGCCAUCCGGAUGCGUGACCAGGUCCGCUCGCCAACAGCUGGCGAUGUGAGAACGGCAAUGCGGGUCUUGCAGCGUGCGCGUUUCGGCCUCACUGGUGACGUGAGCCGUGCCCAUCGUCUGGUCAAGGUGGCCGAAGAAGACUGGGGCCUCCAAGCCUGCAGAACUGGUGUGGGGCCGGGCGAGUCUGUCUGGCUCAACAAGGUUGGCACGUUUGGUGUCAGCAGUGCGUCGUACCAUUGGAGCAGACUAACGGGCGGACUAGGCAGGUCAGCGCAAUACUUGCUGGGCAAGAUAGAACUAAUGCACCUGGUCUAUGUUGACGAUCUGCUCUGCCUCCUCAAGAAUGUGAAGAGGGGCAUGGAUUGCAUCCUCUUGCAGAUUUUCUUUUAUGUUCUUCUAGUCUACGCAUGGAUUGCAGCUGCUGAAGUGCGGUGUCUGUGCCAGCUACCCAAAGCGCUCAUCUUCAUCUUCGGAUUCUUGGCAACAGCGCUGAAGACUGGUGGGCGCUUGGUACCUGUGGGACGAUUGCCUGCAGUGGAGCGUGAGCUCUUCCGCACAGAUGCGCGUGCCGAGGGAAACGAAAUUUGGAUCGGUGGCUGGACCAUCGGGCCGGUAGUGACCGACCGCCUGGAGUUCUGCCCAGAGGUCGUGCAGUCUGCUGAGCUGGAUGCUCUCUUAGCGCUACGCGUGCUGUCAAUUUCUGUGAUAGUGGGAUGGCUUGCUGAAAAGCUGAGCCACACGAAUGCGCCAUGGUUGUAUGCAGCUGGAGAAGCAUACCGCCAAAUUGGCGCGCUGGAGUUGCUGGCCACACUCGUGGCCGUCGUGCUGUUCGGAGUGCCGCGCGGAGAGACGGGGCGUGUGCGUUGUUCUGCAGGCACGGACAACUAUGGCAACAGCCAUAUUGUCGCGCGAUUGCUUACGUCCAGCUUCCCACUGUGCGCCUUUCUGGCAGAGCUAGCCAUGCAAUUGCAGAAGUCUGGCACAGAGCUUCACUUGCAUUGGCUCCCUCGACUACAGAACAAAGAGGCCGAUGCGCUCACAAACGGCUGGCUUGCUGACUUUUGCAUGCAGCGUCGCAUGCGCUUCGAACUGCAGAAUUUCGAAGGCAUUGUUCUGCAGGACCUACUGAAGCUGGGCCUGGAUUUGUAUGAGGAAGUCCGCGAGUGCAGAGCAGCCAAGAGAAUGUUGUGCCCGCAGCUUGCUACGAAGGUCAGGAAGACGGAGACCUUGAAAGUUCGAGACCCUUGGCAGUAG
Symbiodinium pilosum is the source of this 3192-nucleotide messenger RNA. The record is from the annotation of a GenBank genome assembly. NCBI's taxonomy places the organism in Eukaryota, Dinophyceae, Suessiales, Symbiodiniaceae.